UUUUCGUAUUUUUAAUAUAUCCAUAUCUAUCAGCUAUUAUCUAAAACAGCCAUGUCUAACGACGUGACUAAAGACCCUUCACCAAAAUCUGAUAUUGUGGAAGAUGUUUACUUAUGGAGGAGGAAGAAACUUGCCUUCUCUAUACUCUCAGUCUCAACAGCUACAUGGGUUUUACUCAACUUUUAUGGUUUCAAUUCCAUAACAAUUGUUUCUUGGAUCGGUAUCGCCGUCGUCUCUAUGGUUUUCCUCUGGGGCAGUUUACUUCGCCUUCUUAGCAAGGUUGAACCGGAACUAUCAGGGUUAGAAGUGUCGGAGGAGUUUGUAGCCGAGACAGUGAGGUCUUGUCGGAUGUUAAUGGAAGAAACUGUUAGGUGGAUGUUCCGAGUUGGUGCUGAGAGUGAAUGGUUUGUUUUCGCGAGAACCAUUUUGGGAUUGUGGAUCUUGUCAAGAAUUGGGAGCCUUUUAGAUUUUCAUACUUUUCUCUUCACCGGUUUGGUGAUGGGCUUAACAGUUCCAAAGUUGUUGGAGAAGUAUGGAGAUCAAAUUAACAAGCAAUUGGCUAAUGUUAAAGAGAGAUCAAAGGGAGCGUAUGAUACAACUCAUAAGAAGAUUCUAAUGAUGAAGAACAAGUUACAGCAUGGUACAGCUGAGAAAGUGAAAAAAUCAGACUAGAUUACUUUUUACCUGUCUUUCCAAAGUAAAAUAGUAAAAAUAGUUGUACUACCUACAUGUAUAAAAUCGUAAACAAAAUAUCUAAUACACUAGAUUUGAGUAUUU
Molecule: messenger RNA, 777 nt
Organism: Capsella rubella
Lineage: Eukaryota; Viridiplantae; Streptophyta; Magnoliopsida; Brassicales; Brassicaceae
Product: reticulon-like protein B13
Exons: 4
Coding region: 52-672 (206 amino acids)
Source: RefSeq, a predicted model, not a curated record